AAUAUUAAAAUAAAUAAGGGACUUGCGUCAAAUCAAGAUGAAGAGUCCAACAUACAGUUGGAGACUAAAUUAAAAGACUUGCUGGAUAUUGACGAAGAAGAUGAUAAUAGUGAUGAUUAUGUUUAUGAAGAUAAAUUGUAUAAUAAUGCAUUUGAUCAAGAAUUUGCAGAAGCCGCUCUAGAUUACAUUGAAAAUUCUGAAACGGAAAAAAGUAAUGUGAUUGAAGAAACUAAACCUUUUCAGCAUUUUAAUCCUGUAGAAAAAAAUUCAACGGGAAAAAAAGCAAAAAAGAGUGACAAACGCGCGCAAGUUGUUAAUCAAAGUGACAGCAAGCUGAUUGAUAAGGACGGCAACAGGAAAAGAGAAAAUGUUGUUUUUAAACGAAUAAAGGACACUUUUUACAAUCAUAAAUUGAUAAUAUCCUUGCCAGUGGGGGCUAGUAUUUUGGGAGGCACUUGUUUGUUCAGCUGCAUAUGCACGUUAAUUUUACGCCGGAAGAUUGCUAAUUGUUGCGCAUGUUGCGUUUCUCGAUGUUGCAGGAAAAAAAAAAAAGACUCUUGCGAGGACUUGGAGAGAGGAAAAACGAGUAAAGUUAAACCUAAGAGAGCAAAAAGAAGUAGAGCAGCAAAGCCAGUAAGAGCGGCAACUCCAGUAAUACCGGCAACACCAGUAACAUCAGUUGCUUCCCAGCCGUCUUGGCCCCGUGCUAAGUCAUUAUCUGAGGAUUAUGUUGACGCAGCAGUACAACACGUUACUGUAGUUGAACCAUUAAUACCACCAAGAGAAACAAUUGUUGAAACUCCACCAACAGGCUGCGGGUGCUGUAAAAAGAAACACAUAAAUCUCUCAGAAUUAGAGUACAUAGCUUCACAUUUAAAUAACGUUGAGUGUAAUCGAUUGAUAGCAGCUCUGCAUUACACGUCCUAUGACCUACCAAGUGACAUUUCAGCGGCUGAAAGAUUAGUAAGCGGCGACUUUACAUGCUUGGAACAUUUGAUCCACUGGAACAGCUCGCCGGGCGAAGGUAAAGGGAAAACUCAUAGCACAUUAGCGCACCGCUUACAACAAAUAAAUCGAAGCGACCUUGCUGAUUGGCUUGGGAACACUGUCUUCAGUCAACAAACUAAAGACCUAUUUAGGUCAAUGAAUAAACCCUUGGGUGAAGAUGAACAAGAACAAACUCAGACCCAGCAAACUGAUGAUUUUUCAGGAUCAAUUAGUGAAAGUCGCGACCGAAAUAUAUGGACAAUUAUUGACACGAUAUUAAUAAGUGUCUUGAGUGUUUUAUUGAUCGGACUUUUGGUAUUAAUAAUCGCUCAUGCUAUUGAUAAAUUUAGAAAAUUCAGGAGAGAAAAAAAAGAGAUUAUUUUUGAUGGACAGAAGAAAAAAGUGGAUUAUAAAAAUGAGUAUUAUGAGGAAGAAGAAGGAGUUGAAUUGUUAAAUCAACAGGCGACUGACAGUGAUGAUGAUGAUAAUACGACCAUUGAUUAG
Cotesia congregata is the source of this 1491-nucleotide messenger RNA. The record is from the annotation of a GenBank genome assembly. NCBI's taxonomy places the organism in Eukaryota, Metazoa, Arthropoda, Insecta, Hymenoptera, Braconidae.